Molecule: messenger RNA, 822 nt
Organism: Nerophis lumbriciformis (worm pipefish)
Lineage: Eukaryota; Metazoa; Chordata; Actinopteri; Syngnathiformes; Syngnathidae
Gene: cimip5
Product: ciliary microtubule inner protein 5
Source: RefSeq, a predicted model, not a curated record
ACGUAUCCACGAAAGUACUGGCAGUGAUUUCUUCCACUACCGUCUUCCACAUAAGUCAAUUUAUGUUGUUCACUCCUGAGCGAAAUGGAUUUAAACAAUCUUAGACGCGCAUCAUCUGCAGGCUACCGGUUACCGGAGCCCGCUGGUAAACCGGUAACAAUUAAGCAACAGGCACCUCAUGCGGCUAAAAGUGUUCAAAACACAAGAGACACAAUGUCCACAAGGCGGGAUGCAGAAAAGAAGGAUGCGGUCAAACAAGACCAAGCGUGGAAAGAAAUGGUGUUUAGUGAAAGAAGAUCCGUUUUGGAAUGGGAGAAGAACUGGAGUUUCCUCAGGAAUUAUGAUCAGAUGGGAGAGCGGAAGCCAGAAGAGCCUUUACCCAACAAUGUGUCACUCUUCUCUGAUUGUGUCCCCAACACCACAAAUCAAAUAUUUGGUAGCAGAUUGUCGACCCCACUGGGGCGUGACCUGGUUCGACUGGACCGACUUUUCUUCUGGUCUGGAAGCCAUCACAAGUGCAAACAGGAUCCAGAGAUGAUGUCGUGCUAAUGCUGGAUCUGUCACUACUUAUACAUUCUUCUUGAUGCCUUGACAUUGCGUCAGUUAUGUUUGACUUUCCUUAGAACUGCUUGAUAAGCUUUAUUUGUAAUCAAUGUAAUACAUCACACAAGCUAUACUAUACAAGCAAACAUACAUUAUUUUGCAAAUGAUUGUUCCUUUUUUACAUUCUAUUUGGCUGUAAUGCGUAUGUCCUGUUGCUACAAUGCUGUGUAAUUGUCAAGGAUAAUGUUGCAUGUCAAUUAAAAUAUUUUAGCCUAAAAA